Molecule: messenger RNA, 1654 nt
Organism: Punica granatum (pomegranate)
Lineage: Eukaryota; Viridiplantae; Streptophyta; Magnoliopsida; Myrtales; Lythraceae
Source: RefSeq, a predicted model, not a curated record
CUCUCUCUCUCUCUCUCUCUCUCUCUCUCAUCUCUAUCUAUCUCUCCCUAGUUUUUCUCACUUUGCAUCAAAGAGAAACAAAGCUUUCGCAAACAAUUAGGGCUUCCUUUUGAUCAGGUGUAUAUCUCUGCUGGGAUAGUCCAGGUCCUACUUUUCUUAUAUCCAGAAAUCAAACCUUUUCGCCAUUCCACUUCUCGAGUUAUAUCAGGAUGAGAGUUUCUUCUCCCUACUUUGAUCCGGAGUUCUACAGGCUCCAAGAGAGGAUUUACGGCCCCAAAGUCAGCAUUGACAAUGACAGCAUGCGAGAUUGCACAGUGAUCAAGGUGGAUGGUAUAAACAAGCAAGGACUCCUACUAGAAGUGGUGCAAGUACUGACCGAUGUCAACCUCUCCAUCUCCAAGAGCUACAUUUCCGCAGACGGCAGAUGGUUUAUGGAUGUGUUCCAUGUUAAAGAUGAGAAAGGAAAUAAGCUCACUGACCAGUCUGUAAUUGAAUAUAUCCAACAGGCUAUUGGCAGUACCAGCUUGGAUGGAUUAAACCUACCCGAUUGGACCAAGACUCGAUCCCACACCAUCGAAUUUCCGAGAUCCGAAAAACCAAAUUGUGAUCACACAAUGAUCGAAAUGACUGGAGCUGACAGGCCUGGACUCUUAUCAGAGAUUUCAGCUGCAUUAUCUGGUCUCCGUUGCAGGAUCAUCGAUGCUCAUGCCUGGACUCAGAAUUCACUUCUAGCGUGUGUUGCCCAUGUGUCCGAUCAGCACACUGAUGAUCAAAUCAAUGACCCCAGCAGGCUUGCGGCCAUCAAUGAUCGCCUAACUUCGAUCCUCAAAGCAAGGACAAUAUCCAGCUUUAGCGAGAUCCCUAUGGUCACUGCACAGGAAGCAAAUACUCCUGAAUCUGAUCUGCACCCAAGCCGAGUAGAAUGGUCUGUUACUGACUUAGAGCGAAGACUACAUCAAUUAAUGCUUUCUGCUAGAGACUUUGAUGAGUCGUAUUCUUUAUCAUCGCCUAAUCUGAUCUCAGAAAAAAAGCACGUCUCCGUGGAGGAUUGUGACGAGAAGGGAUAUCUGAUAGUAAGCAUAAAGUGCAACGAUAGUCCAAGGCUCAUGUUCGACUGCGUGUGUACACUAACUGACAUGCAAUACGAGAUUUAUCAUGCAUCUGGAAGGUCUUGUGAUGGCUACGCCUUUCAGGAGUUUUUUAUAAGACAUGUGAAUGGUUCUACCUUAAAUACGGAUAGCGAGAAGGAGCGGAUAGUGAAAUGCAUGGAAGCUGCUAUCGGACGUCGUGUUUCCAAGGGCGUAAGAGUGGAGUUAUGUGCAAAGGAUAGGGAAGGUCUGCUAAGUGACAUGACGAGGGCUCUUCAUGAGAAUGGGUUAGAUGUGGUUCAAGCACUCGUGGCUACCCAGGGAGACGAGUCUGUGCAUUCAUUCUACGUCAGGGGUAUUUCAGGCAAUCCAGUGAGGGACAUGGACGUGGGCUUUGUCGAGUCAUUGAAGAAAGAAAUGGGCCCAAUGAAGGUCGCAUUUCAGUGAAUUGUAUCAUAUGCAUAUAUACUGAAACUGAUUCUAAGUAAAGUCGAUGCAGGCUCGCGCGUUGCGUGAGUGCAUGAAAAACUAAUAAUAUAUUUUAUUUAUUUAUUAUUUGUGGAGAA